Pseudomyrmex gracilis is the source of this 1983-nucleotide messenger RNA. RefSeq lists its product as uncharacterized. The record is from RefSeq and is a predicted model, not a curated record. The transcript is spliced from 4 exons. Lineage: Eukaryota; Metazoa; Arthropoda; Insecta; Hymenoptera; Formicidae. The coding region runs from base 50 to 1321 and encodes 423 amino acids.
CUAUAACGUCGCGCAAAGGAAGACUGACAAACUGUAACGGCACUAUAGAAUGACGCUCAUAUCUCAAUCUCCCAGUUUUGGGAAUAAAAUAACAAAACCGUUGGCGAACGAAAGUGAAAACUUAAGCGAAUGUGAAAAACAAGUGUUGCUAAUGAAAAGCACAUUUGAUUCAAAAUUGUUUCCCGAUGAUUUCGAUACGUGGACUACAAAAGAACAAUACAGAUGGAUAAACGGAAAUCUUCGAAAGUUUUACCCAAAUAUGCCGGAAACGUUAUUGGGAUAUGUGACCGCUGUCUUUCGCCAAAUUAAGUUUGAUCGAUCUCCGGUGGAGACGCCCGAAUGGCUAGAUAUAGAAAAGUAUCGAAGAGGACAAAAGUUUGUACGAGAAAAUUUUCUGGCAAUUAUUGUCAACAAACUGAUCGGUCUUCUUCACGUGUAUUGUUUCACGGAUGGUCUAAAACCGAUUAUUAUAGGAGGAAAGAGUCAUACGUUACAAUUGGGUUUCAAAAGGUACUCUUUGACUAUGAUGCGAAUACUUAGCUGGUAUCUUGAAGAACCUUGGGUCAAAGAAACGCAAGCCUACAAAAACAUGCAAACUACGAAUAAAUAUCAUCUGUUAAUGAAGAACAAAUUGUGCCAGCUCGAUAACGAGCAAAUCGACGCCGCGGCCACACUCGCGAAGUUACGAUGUCCGGAUCAUGAGAUGCUUUUGAAAGAUUUUGCCGCGGCGUGUCCUUUUGAAAAACCUGGACAGUGUAUUUAUCCUUUUUUAGAUAAUUCGCCGUACAAACCGAAAGGUGUAAAUAAUGCGGACAUAGCAGUCACGCAGGCCAGUUUUGCCGGCAUGAUUGUGCUUCGUCCGCAAGACAUGGGAGUGCACAAUGCAACCGACGAAGAUAUAGAAGCCUUCUGUCAUAUGUGGAGAUGCUAUGGAUAUUAUCUUGGACUAGAAGACGAGUACAACUUUUGUCGUGGCAAUUUGGCAGAAAUAAGACAACGUCUACGGGAUUAUUACGAAUAUUGGGUAAAGUCUAAUCUUAAGAAUGCCUCAGUUGAAUGGGAGCACAUGACGAGAUGCUUAGUCGAGCCUAUGAAUUUCUAUCCUUACGUGUAUAUGCCUUACAAGUCUGUGUUACUGAUCGCCACGGAUUUAUUAGAUCUAAAUAUGCCGCGUUUAUACGCGUCUCUUAGUUAUCCAGAAUGGAUCGCUUACAAGAUCUACAAAUUUAUUCUUCAAUAUGGUUUAAAGGUCUCUAUUGUAAGAGAAGUUAUAAACAAAUUUAUAAUUCGCAUAUUUAAAAUAAAACCCAAUCAAAAGUAAUCGAAGAACUUUGUCUUAUUUUGACAUUGGUGAACACAAUUAUCACCCAACAUUUUUUUAUUACUGUGUAAAACUUUUUUAAUCACGUUGUACGUAUAUUUGAGUUUUUUUGUGUAAAAUUUGACACAGUUAUUUUCUGCGCAACAUAUCAAUUGUGAACAUUAUGAUUUUUUAAAUUACUUAUUUCGUCAACGCUCUGAAGAAAAUCAGAAAUAUUAGACGGCAAAUUUAUUUACAAAAAUUAUUUAUAAAUAAAGAAAUUUUCAGCAUUAAAUAUUGUUUAUUUUAGAGCUACUUUUAUAAUGUGAUUGUUUAUUAUCUAUUAAAAGGAAAAAUAUAGGGGUCAGAAUAUGUUAACAUUGCAAUGACUUGUUACUGCUGUGAUUGUCAUACAAGUAAGAAAUAAAGAUUGUGUCCUAAAAUUGUUAUCAAAACUGUAGUUUUUUUCUUCCACCCGUUCAGCGGACUAAACUGUUGUGUAACUGUUGAAAGAUUUUCUGCUAAAUGUCUUUCGGUGAUUUUUAUUUUAUGUAUUUGCCGACAGAUUUAAGCAGUCGCCAUGUUUCGCAGAGAAAAGAACAUUCAGAAAUGUAUGUAAAACCGUCGGAAGAGUAGCGUAAGUAAUAAAUACUGAGAACUGAGUUGUGCUGAACGCGACAAUA